Messenger RNA from Penaeus chinensis, 1985 nucleotides. RefSeq names its product solute carrier family 66 member 3-like. NCBI's taxonomy places the organism in Eukaryota, Metazoa, Arthropoda, Malacostraca, Decapoda, Penaeidae. The coding region runs from base 54 to 680 and encodes 208 amino acids. The transcript has 4 exons. The record is from RefSeq and is a predicted model, not a curated record.
UUCAAAGGGUGGCCGUCACUCCAAUCUCUCCCUGUGCCCUACAUUACGUAACAAUGUCUCUCAUUGUGGACGCUCUGAUCCACUUCUGCAAUGUCUCCACCAUAGGCCUGUGCGGUUUCAUGAAGGUGCCGCAGAUCCACGCCAUCGUAAAAGCCAAAUCUGUGAAAGGGUUGAGCUUAGCCAGCUUGAUUUUAGAGCUUACAAGCUACGUCAUCACACUCAGCUACAAUGUAUAUGCCGGCUACGCCCUGAUCACAUAUUUUGAGUACCCGCUGAUGGUAACACAAGAUGUCGUCAUGCUUGCCAUCUUCCUGUCACUGACUGGCCGACUGUCUCCACUUGUCAUACUCCCGGCAGCGGCAGGGGCCUACUUUUCGUACUCCAUUGCUAUGGGCUUGCUCUCCGAGGCCUUCAUCAAGACGCUUGUGGGACUGUGCACACCCAUCUCCGCCAGUAGCAAAGUGGUGGCUCUGCUGGCGAUCAUCAGCAGCAAGAAUUCGGAAACCGUCUCCGUCUCUGCGUGGUCCAUCUCCGCCUACACAUGUCUUACCCGGAUUUUCACCAUCUAUGUAGAGUCGGCCGAUCCUGUCCUCCUCCUGAACUUCAUAACCUCACUGGUUCUGAACUUGCUGAUCAUCACAGCUGCGAUCUAUUACAAGCCACGUGCAAAGAAGGAUUAAAAAGAACGAAAGCAAAUACACAACAUUGAUAGCACACUCUUUUUUUUUUUUUUGUGCAGUUUAAGAAAUGGUUUUUGUGAUUUUAAAAAAAUUAUUUACUUAUUUAUAUAUAUAUUUUUUUUAUAUAUGUGUGUGUGUGUGAGAAGGUGUCUUCGAAAUGUUACCUUAAUUCUAUAAAGUCAAUUUUCAUUUAAGGGGAAUGAAGAGUGUAAGUUUGGUAAAUAUCCUGAUAUACUGUUCAAAUGUGCCUGUAUAAUAUAACGAGAUGGUCACACAGUCUCUCAACAAGAGGCCUAUAUGUCUUUGUAUCUCAGGGCCUGUUCAUUGAUUUGGUUAUUAUUGUUUUUCAUGAUUGUUAUUUUUUAUGCUUAUUAUUAUUAUUAUUAUUAUCUGGAGCACUUUUUUUUUUUUUUCUUUUUGUGCCAAUCUGUAAUGACAGGAAAUUCUCUUCUGUAGUGACAGAGGUGUCUUGUUAGCAACUGCAAACAUGAAUAUGGAAUUGAAGAGUAAAUGCAUGUUCGAUUCAGAGAGUUAUAUGCACGUGUAAGUGCGGUGAUAUAGACAGUGUAUGAAUGAGGUUUCCAGUGCAAGGUCAUUCACUUUAAAAAUUACAUUAAUGUUGCACCAUUGUUGAUAAGGAUGAAAUUCCUUCUUCCUUUCUGUUCAUUGCAUUAAAUGCUCAGGUACAAAGUCAUAUAGUUAGUAGCUUAUAGAAAUGCAUUAUUGCAUUUUUUCCUUCACUGACAGAUUUUGAAAUCAAAAUAGUUAUUUCUUAAAAAAAAACAGCAAAAAAAAAAAAACAGGAAGACUUUCCCUUUUGUGUGUAUGAGGUAUGAAUAAAUUGUAUUUAUUUUUCUGAUUAUGUUAAUUUCUGUUUACGAUUUGCGUCAAAAACAAGCUAGUCUAAAUCCAUGACUAGUCAUCAUGUGUGCUCAUGACAUUUGGAACCUUUUUUUUGUUUUACUAAGCAUUAAUAAUUUUAUUUCAAUGCAUUUAUUAAAAUUGCAUUAAGAAGCUGCUAGACCAGGCAGGUUAGGAAAGUUCAUGGAAAUACAAGAGCUUGAGAAUGAUAUCUACUGGUAGAAUAUUGAUGCAGCUUUUAUGACAAUACAUUUACAUUUAGUUGGACCAGACACGUCAAAGUGUGCAUUUUUACAAGUACAAGUAUGUAAUGGAAGUACAUAUCAGAGACAAUAUUUCAUCUUUUUUUUGUAAUUUGUUGUUGAAUCUACACAGUGCCCCUCCCCCUCCCCCACUCUCCCUCACCUUUUCCCCCUUCCCCCACUCUCCCUCUCCCUUACCCUC